AUGAGUAGCGUAUCCAAACAUUCAAAGCCAAUGGCGUUACAGCUUCAGAGCGAGCUGAACGAGCGGCUAGCGGCGCUGAGCAACUCGUGGGGCGGCGAACUGCCCCUGGACGACGCAGUCAUCGAAGCACUCCCAGAAGGAACCGUGGCGCAGACGGCCUGUUGCUAUGUCCUAUCGGCUGCGGCAUGGUCCUUCACGGCCAAGAUAGAUGCCGUCAACUCCAGCGGGGUGGCUACACCAAUCUUCCUGAAAUAUGUCGCAGGUGACCUAGGCAAGGCACAACUCGAAGGGGAGUACACUGGCAUGUCUGACCUGCAUAGGCUGGCGCCAAACCUAGUGCCCCGGCCGAUCGCAUGGGGCAAGCUGAAAAACUCAGUACUGACGACGUACUUCGCCCUGAUCGAGUUCAAGCAGUUCGUGCCCGGCCUGCCUGAUCCGGCAAAGCUGGGUGCGCGGCUGGCCGCCAUGCACGCGAAGAGCGCAUCUCCAAACGGAAAAUUCGGGUUCCAUCUGCAGACAUAUGACGGCGCCCGUAUCCAGGCUGUUGGGUGGGAUGACAGCUGGACAUCAUUCUUCUCUAAGCUUCUCGCCGAGGCAUAUCACCAAGAUACGGAGACCAACAGGUUGUGGAAAGAACUGGACAUCUCCGAAGGCCGCAAGCUAACACCCGUGCUGAUUCAUGGGGACUUGUGGGAUGGCAACAUUGCUAACGACAGCGAGAACGGCGAUCCGUGGAUUUUUGACUGUGCCGCGUAUUACGCUCAUAACGAAAUGGAGCUUGGCAUCUGGCGUGCUGAGCGACACCAGAUGAGAGCCGAGGUCUUUCGUGAAGAGUAUCUGAGAAAUUUCAAGGCCAGCGAGCCGAAGAACGAAUGGGACGGCCGAAACCGCCUCUAUAGUGCAAAGACAAAUUUUAUGCACUCUGCCUGCUUCGCCGGCUCGCCCGCUAGACGAUUGGCGUUCAGUGACAUGGCUCAACUUGUCCAGAAAUAUGUUCCGUGGGAUCGCGACUCACCCGAGUUAGCUGCUGUCCUUCAAGCAAAGGAAUCUUACCGACCAUAG
Anthostomella pinea is the source of this 1062-nucleotide messenger RNA. NCBI's taxonomy places the organism in Eukaryota, Fungi, Ascomycota, Sordariomycetes, Xylariales, Xylariaceae. The record is from the annotation of a GenBank genome assembly.